Ixodes scapularis (black-legged tick) is the source of this 1386-nucleotide messenger RNA. RefSeq lists its product as uncharacterized. NCBI's taxonomy places the organism in Eukaryota, Metazoa, Arthropoda, Arachnida, Ixodida, Ixodidae. Bases 1 to 1386 code for a protein of 461 amino acids. Gene Ontology annotation, molecular function: zinc ion binding; aspartic-type endopeptidase activity; single-stranded RNA binding. Gene Ontology annotation, biological process: proteolysis; retrotransposition. The record is from RefSeq and is a predicted model, not a curated record. Gene Ontology annotation, cellular component: ribonucleoprotein complex. The transcript is spliced from 2 exons.
AUGCAACUAGAUCCGGAAUUGACACUCGAGAAGGCUACAAAUCUGGCUCGACAGUCAGAAGCUGUCAAGAAACAGCAAGUUGCUCUCCACAAGUCCCCAGAAGAAAACGUUGACAGAAUCUUCAGAAAAGAUGCAAGUCAACAGGGAGGAAAGGAAAGAAAUGGGGAAAAGAAAAGUUCUCGAUCGAGUUUACCAACAUCCGAGAAAGUCUGUUCAAGAUGUGGCAAUGAACGACAUAAAACGAACAAGUGCCCUGCGAUAAAAGCAACAUGCAACAAAUGCAGAAGACAGGGGCACUACGCACGGGUUUGCAGAAGCUCUACCACCCUGAGGGAGGUAACAACGUCUGAGACGGCAUUUCUUGGCACCGUGUUCACGUCAGAGGGACAGCGAUGGAUAGUCCAGGUUGACGUCCGAGAAGUCUCCAUAACAUUCAAAGUCGACACGGGGGCCGACGUCACCGUUAUUCCUGAGAAGAUGUACAAAGAACUCUUCAAGGAUGUCUCUCUACAGAAUCCCAAGAAAGUCCUCAAGGGUCCAAGUAAGAAAUCCUUGACAGUUCUUGGUGUCAUGAACGAGACCCUUUACUACAGGGGCAAAACAUUCAUGACCGACAUCUACAUCACGAAACGGACACUUUCGUUUUUUGAGACCUUGUUGCUUUUGUCGGGUGACGUGGAGCUAAACCCCGGUCCCAUGACUAAGGCACAGAUUGAACAGCUUGGGAAAAUUGAGACCAUUUUGUUGGAAUUGCAAUCUGGUCAAAUGACUGUUUUGGGAAAGUUAGCUGGUAUUGAGGCAAAACAAGCUGAUCUUGAGAGGAAGUUUGAUACCAUAAGCUUGAAAACUAAUGAUAUUGAAAAACGUGUUUUGCAGAUUGAAGGAAGUGGCAGGAAAUUAGAAGCAAAAUUAGAUGAUCUUGAAAACAGAAGCAGGAGGACAAAUUUGGUAUUUUUCGGAGUUCCCGACAACUCUCGCAGUGAAACGUGGGAAGAAUCGGAAAGGCUGAUCACAAAAAUCUGCAAAGACGUGUUAUCGCUCGAUGUUUUAAUUGAAAGAGCCCACCGAUUGGGGAAACACAAAGAUGGGAAAAACAGACCAAUUGUAGUCAACUUCCCGGGUUGGGAGGUCAAAGAGUCUGUUUUGCGAAGUGCUUUUAAAUUCAAGAAUACUUCAUUCAGUGUCUCCGAGGAUUUUAGUCUUGCAGUCCAAGAAAAGAGGCGUCAACUUUGGAAUUAUGCGAAGGAGAAAAGGCAGAACAGAGAGAACAAGGUUCAUUUAAACCACGAUAAACUGGUUAUCAAUGAACAGACGUUUAUCUGGGACAGCGAAACGAGACAACCUGUUUUAUAUCGGGCGCCUGGCCAACCAAGAGAACACGAAUGA